Molecule: messenger RNA, 1294 nt
Organism: Lobosporangium transversale
Lineage: Eukaryota; Fungi; Mortierellomycota; Mortierellomycetes; Mortierellales; Mortierellaceae
Exons: 2
Coding region: 112-1203 (363 amino acids)
Biological process (GO): alcohol metabolic process
Molecular function (GO): zinc ion binding; alcohol dehydrogenase (NADP+) activity
Source: RefSeq, a predicted model, not a curated record
CAACAUAACACACCAUAACAAAGAAAAAAGACAUUAUCCCAAGUCCAAAUCCAAUUCUAUAUCCAUUUCCAAACUAAAUCCACACUUCCUAAUACAUAAGAAAGAAUAACCAUGACUGUUUCUAAUACCAAGGUCUCCGAGGACACAUCUGUCACUUUCACCGGAUGGGCUUCUACUGGAGACCUCACUGUCAAGCCUUACUCAUACCAUCCUCAGCCAUUGCGUCCGGAGGAUGUCGAAAUUGAGAUCACUCACUGUGGUAUCUGCGCCUCAGAUACCCACACCAUCAAUGGCGAUUGGGGCCCAUUGAAGCAUGGACCUUGCAUCGCCGGACACGAACUCGUUGGGAAAGUGAUCGUUGCUGGCAAAAGCAGUCGUCAUCAGGUCGGUGAUAUUGUUGGCGCUGGUGGAUUGAUCGAAGCAUGCGGUCAAUGCAAUGAAUGUAAAAAAGAUCUAGACCAGUUCUGUAAGAAGAAAACCUUUAUCUUCGAUGACACGUACAAGAACGGACGCAAUGGCAUCAGCUACGGUGGCUUUGCUGAUCGUAUCCGUCUGGACAGCAAGUUUGUCUACAAGAUCCCCCCACAGAUCUUGCCUGCUGAAGCUGGUCCGCUAAUGUGUGCUGGUCUGACCACUUAUACUCCCCUUAAGCAUCUUGGUGCUGGCCCUGGUAAGAAAGUCGGUAUCAUCGGCAUCGGUGGUCUCGGUCACUUGGGUAUCCAGUGGGCUAGAGCUAUGAACUGCGAUGAAGUCGUUGCGAUCUCCACCGGUGAGAGCAAACGUAAGGAGGCCAAACAACUCGGUGCUACAAGAUUCCUGAAUUUCAGUAAACCUGAGGAGAUAAAAGCAGCUGCUGAGUUAUUAGAUAUUGUCCUUUGUACUGGUUUGCCUGACGACGCUGACUGGGGUCAAUACUUAUCCCUCGUGGCCAACCAUGGCAAGUUUGUGGUCUUGUGCGUGCCUAACAAGCCCAUAUGUGUACCUGGUUUGCCCUUGAUCUACCGUGAUGUCGCUGUGGUUGGAUCAUUGAUUGGUAGUAGGAAGGACAACGAGGACAUGUUACAGUUUGCAGCCGAGAAGAACGUUCGUCCUUGGAUCGAGAAGAUGCCAAUGAGUGACGCUAAUGCUGCGCUCAAGCACUCAAAAGAAGGUCGUCCUCGCUAUAGAGUUGUUAUGGAAACCGUGGCCGCUUCCCGUCUCUAAUAGCAUCAUUCCAUUCCUCCUUUCCUUUUCACUUGGAAAAGUAUCGCAUCAGUCCACCGGUCAUUGAUCAAUAAUCUACACAAGCACAAAU